AUGGAUGUGGCUGCAAGUUUCCUCGAGGAGCGGGGACCUGUCCUUGCAUCCGUUGCUGUUAUCGUUACCUCAGUAUUCCUCGCUACGGUGCUUCUUGGAGGUGGUAACAGUAAAUUACCGCUGGUGGGAUUGGAGUAUGGAAGUGCAUCAAAGCGAAGACAGGCGUUCGUGACGCGGGGCUUGGAAUUCUACAAAAAGGGUUACGACUUAUUCAAAUCUACUACGGCAUUUAGGGUGACUACUCUCGAUGGCGACCGUAUUGUCCUACCUCGACGGCUCAUGGAGGAAGUGAGGCAUCUACCGGAUGAUGUUAUAAGCCUCGACAAAGCUUUCGAUGUUACGAACGAACACCACCGCCUCGGUAUUGGUAGACCACAAGUAUCAAGUCUAGUCAUGAACGUUGUUCGAGGUGACCUUACCCGUAGUCUAGUACGUAUCAACCCCCGACUUUCCGCGGAGACGGAACGUACUAUUCGCGAGGAACUACCGCCAUGUGAGGACUGGACAUCCGUGGUGGUUUAUCAGACAGUUUUGCGCAUGGUUGCUACCAUCUCUGGUGCUCUAUUCAUUGGACCUGAGUUAUGUCGUUCGGAUGAAUACUUGCAGGCUAGUAUCGGAUACACGUUAGACUAUGUCAAUGGCAUCCAGGGGCUCAAGAAGUGGAACCAGUGGUUGCGAUGGGUUGGCCGAUACUUCACUCCCGAAGUCACUAAGCUGUUUGAAGAUCGCAAGAAGGCGCACGCUUUCCUACAGCCCGUUCUCGAAAAACGCCGUGCGGCUAUGAAUGCAGGCGAGGAAGUUUCCGACGAUGCUUUGCAAUGGAUGAUGAAGAAGGCCGAUGAGAUGGGCUUUACCGACGAAGUAAUCGCCGAAGCGCAGCUAAACCUCAGCAUGGCCGCCAUCCACACUACGUCCCUCACGGUUACAAUGAUCCUUUACGACCUUGUAGUUAGACCUCAUAUAAUCGAUGAGCUACGAGAGGAGAUUAAGACUGUUCUUGCUCGCCACGACGGUGUCACAACAAGCCACGCUCUUUUCGAGAUGAAGCUGCUUGACAGUGUCAUGAAGGAGUCGCAGCGAAUGAACCCUGCUAACCUGGUCCGAUUUACGCGAUAUGUCCAAAAACCCGUUACUCUUAGCGACGGCACUCACCUACCCGCCGGUUACUUGAUCGAGGCGCCGCACGCGUUAGCUGUAAUGGAUCCCGAGUUAUACCACAAUCCGGAGGAAUUUGACGCUCAUCGAUUCUUGAACCUACGAAAUGGCACGACCGAGGACACUCUAGGAUACAAGAAUAAGGAGCAAUACCAGUUCGUAACAGUGACGAAGGACUUUAUGCAUUUCGGAUACGGCCGCCAUUCAUGCCCUGGCCGUUUCUUCGCCGCCAACGAGAUUAAGCUGAUCCUCGCGCGCAUCCUUCUCGAGUACGACCUUAAGAUGCCCGAGGGCCUUACCGAGCGUUAUGCCAACAUCAAUAUGGGCACUGACGUUCUUCCCGACCCGACGAAGGAGGUGCUAUUCAAGAGGGUUAAGACAACCGUGUAA
Daldinia childiae is the source of this 1545-nucleotide messenger RNA. Its product is annotated as Ent-kaurene oxidase. The record is from RefSeq and is a predicted model, not a curated record. Gene Ontology annotation, molecular function: oxidoreductase activity, acting on paired donors, with incorporation or reduction of molecular oxygen; monooxygenase activity; heme binding. The coding region runs from base 1 to 1545 and encodes 514 amino acids. The transcript is spliced from 6 exons. NCBI's taxonomy places the organism in Eukaryota, Fungi, Ascomycota, Sordariomycetes, Xylariales, Hypoxylaceae.